Python bivittatus (Burmese python) is the source of this 1269-nucleotide messenger RNA. Lineage: Eukaryota; Metazoa; Chordata; Lepidosauria; Squamata; Pythonidae. The record is from RefSeq and is a predicted model, not a curated record.
AGGCUGAGAGGAUGCAAAAUGCUUGCAGGAAUGAAGCUCAGGAUUACUCAGCUUCCGGUCCAGCCUUAAGCUGGAGGACAAAUAAAGAAUCUAUGCUCAGUUACAACUACUGAAAGAGAAAAAAAUGUCCAGAAAAUCUGGCUGAGAAUGUUUUUAUGAGGUAGAGACGACAAGAUCCUCUUAGCAGAACUUUAACAGAAGAGUCUUUUGAGGUGCAGUCAUUGGUGUAGAGGGAGAAAAGCAACGGGAAGAGCACACAUCCCUGAAGAGUGCCUGUACUGAUUAACCAGACUUGAUUGCAUCUUCUGGGAAUGAUGUAUUACAUGCUGCUGGUGCAAAUCCUUUUUAAAGAAGUCUGAUUAAGUAGAGAGAAAUAAAGCUGUAUUCAGCAGUUGCAGAUAUUGAUAAAGAAUGAACAUAAAGGAUCCAAAAGUGACAGAAGGGGGCCUCAAUGUCACUCUCACUAUACGCCUUCUUAUGCAUGGAAAGGAGGUUGGCAGCAUUAUUGGGAAGAAAGGUGAAACAGUUAAGAAGAUGAGGGAGGAGAGUGGAGCUCGAAUCAACAUCUCUGAAGGCUCUUGUCCAGAAAGAAUUGUGACUAUAACAGGCCCAACAGAUGCAAUUUUCAAAGCUUUUUCUAUGAUUGCAGUAAAGUUUGAAGAAGAUAUCAGUGCUUCAAUGUCAAACAGUACAGUGACAAGCAAACCACCAGUAACAUUGCGACUUGUAGUACCUGCAAGCCAGUGUGGAUCUCUUAUAGGGAAAGGAGGAUCCAAAAUCAAAGAGAUCAGGGAGUCCACAGGAGCCCAAGUACAGGUUGCAGGUGAUAUGUUACCAAACUCUACAGAACGUGCUGUAACUAUAUCGGGUACUCCCGAAGCUAUUAUUCACUGCGUAAAGCAAAUCUGUGUGGUUAUGCUAGAGUCUCCACCCAAAGGUGCCACAAUUCCUUACCGUCCCAAACCUGCCCCUGCACCCAUAAUCUUUGCUGGUGGCCAGGUAAGAGCAGACACCAUUUUGGCUUCAGCUGGAAACCACACCAUCCUGGCCCAACCUCAGACAACGCCUGCAUUCACAAUUCAGGGACAAUAUGCCAUCCCUCAUCCAGAUCUGACCAAGCUUCAUCAGUUGGCUAUGCAGCAUCCCCCCUUUACUCCCCUUGGGCAGAACACUCCUGGCUUCCCUGGAUUAGAUACCAGUGCUCCAACCAGUUCCCAUGAGCUUACUAUUCCAAAUGAUGUAAGUAUGCUUAAUUUCUCUUGUUCUUGA